AUGGACACAUUAUACUAUGAUCAUGGCCACGGCUAUAUGCCAGGCUCAGUCGAACCAGCUGGAGCGCCCUCCAGGUCCUACGGGGACGGUUCAGGGACCGAGAACCCCGUGAAACUGACGCCUAUCACUAGAAGAGUCAGCCGGGCCAAAAAGGGUGUCCCUGUGCAUACUUUCACUCGGGCGGAGCACUUGAGUGAACAAGACAUCAAGAUGCAUGGCGACUCGCCUUCCGGCUCGAGCGCCAACGCGCCCGUGAGAGGCGGCAGCAAUCUGUCACCAAACACCGCAUCGCACAGCUACCCACCUGUCACAUCCACCGUGGGCAGCUCGAUGCCAGGGUAUGCUGAUGUGGCCAUGGGUGAGGCUCCAUGGGACUCCAUGGGCGGUUCUGAGCUGUAUCCGAGCGCCAGCGGGCUUCGGCCUGCCCCGGUAGAUGCUACCAAUCACUACAGGAUGAGCCCAAUGUACGCAGGUGCCUAUCCGUCGGUCAGCACCCCCUGGGCAGGCUCGGACGUCUCGCCAGCGACGUCUGGCAGCAGCAGCAACAGCAGCAACGCUGUGGUGGCUGAUCCUGUGCUACUGCAGACCUCUGGCCUCGGUGCAUCAUGGACUGACCAUGGUGGGCCGAACCCUGCCCUGGGAUCACCAAGCUACUACGCGUACACGACGUCGCCGCCGCCGGUCAGCUCGAGCACGGCCUACGACACGGCCAUGGACUUGGUGGUGCCCGACUACAAUGAGGGUGGCGCCGUGCACUCGCCUGAUGCUCUUUUGCACAACACUGUUCGUGAACAAUCCCCACCACUGGCUGUGGCUCAAUCAUCUGAGACUUUAGUCACCAUGCAGGCCGCGGUCCCGACGGCGGCGCGAGUAACAAGAGGCCAGGGCAGCGACGCCCGAAGCCUAGCGAUGUCGUCUGCGCUGGUAGCGCCCAUGCCGCUCGAGGAGGAGGCCCAUCAUACCAUUCCCGCGUAUCUCGAGGUGUACUGGGACAAGGUAGAUCCCUUGUACCCCUUUAUCCACAGGCAUACGCUGGAGAAGUUGGGCCAGCCUCCCGAGCAUCUCGAUCUUCUGCGGCGCGCGAUGGCUGCGGUGGCGACCCAAUUUCUCCAAGCCAAGACUCAUCGCGUCAACGGAAACGCUCUGCAAGCGUCGGCUUGGCACGAAUCCAAGGUGCUUGUCGAUGGUCAGCAGGCAACGGCACCGACCGCGAUUCGAGCGAACAGCCUCUCGUCUUGGUAUCACUGGAUUUCCAUGGAGUCUCGUCGACGAAUACUGGGCGUAUGCUUCAUGCUAGACGUCCACAGCACGUGCUACUUUGAGCAGCCCGGGCUCCGACUUGCCGGUCUGAAUUACAGCAGCCCGUACAAACUGCCGAUACCACUGUCCGCGAGCUCGGAGAGGCUCUGGGAAGCCACGGAUCGUCACUCGUGGAGCCAGCUGGUGCCCUCCGCCGCGCCGUUGCAAACCAUGGCCACGGCACUGGCAGGGUCGAUCACGGCGGAGGACGUUGCCGCCAUGCCUCGAUUCGACGCGGCCAUUUUGCUGGGUGCCUACCUGCUCGCGCUCCCGAAGAGAAAGGACCUCACCCAGGUGAGCACGACGGGUGGCCUCAAGCUGAGCAGGGCGCCCUAUCUGCUGGCGACCAUCUUCCCGACGUCACACGUCGCCAACACGUAUCUCGCGCUGCACUACACGCCGCUGCACAUCCUGCUGUCGGUGUCGGGCGAGAGCUGGGUGUUCAACAAGAAGAUUGUGAAGCCGACGCUCUUCUCGGCGAAUCGGCGAACGCUGGAAGCCUGGCGCCAGUCCAGCGACGGCACAAUGGCCGCGAGGUUUGCCGCGCGCGCUCUUGGCGCCUAUCUCCAGGUGGAUGGGCCGCAGAGCGUGGCCGAGACCGAGUCGUUUGUCGAGCGCCGGCACGGUUCACCCUGGAACGACCUCUCCGACUUCUGGGGCCUCUACGUGUGCACGCUCAUCUGCUGGGCCUACGGACGAGGAGGAAAGGCGAGCGACAGGGACGUGAGCCGGAGGGCCGGGCUGCGGUGGAUCCUGGAAGCGUCGCGGCGGGACCCCGCACAGUGGAGGGACUGGCACAAGGCCGAGGACACACUUGGGGUGGUGUGCCUGAUGAGGGACGUCCUGGGCAGGGACUGCGUGGGCGGACGAAACAUCUUGUUUGCCGACUCGGUGCGGGUGCUCCGGCGACUCAGCGGGAUAGAUGCCGCCGAAUGA
This is a messenger RNA of Emericellopsis cladophorae, 2235 nucleotides long. RefSeq lists its product as uncharacterized. Lineage: Eukaryota; Fungi; Ascomycota; Sordariomycetes; Hypocreales; Bionectriaceae. Gene Ontology annotation, molecular function: DNA-binding transcription factor activity, RNA polymerase II-specific; RNA polymerase II cis-regulatory region sequence-specific DNA binding. The record is from RefSeq and is a predicted model, not a curated record. Gene Ontology annotation, biological process: regulation of transcription by RNA polymerase II. The coding region runs from base 1 to 2235 and encodes 744 amino acids. Gene Ontology annotation, cellular component: chromatin. The transcript is spliced from 4 exons.